UGUAUUCUGCUACAUGUUCUUGCUAAAAUAAAAAUCCCAAUACGUGUAAAUUAAUUGGUUUAUGUGAAAGUUAUAGCAUCUACAAAUGGCGGUAUAUAUACUGGAAUUUAUUUAUUUUAUUUUUUAUACUAGCAAUGGCGGCGAUCAGAGACCUAUAGCAGAACUAACUGCCACUGACAUCCCCAAACUGAUCAUUGUAUUGGUGUCACUGGGGAUGUCAGCGACACCAAGUCAGUUCCCCCCAGUGUUAGAUUGACUGCCACAGUCCCGCUAUAAGUCGCUGAUCA
Molecule: messenger RNA, 287 nt
Organism: Staurois parvus
Lineage: Eukaryota; Metazoa; Chordata; Amphibia; Anura; Ranidae
Source: the annotation of a GenBank genome assembly